AUGUCAUUCAGAGCUACCAGACCGCUGCUUUCAGCCUUCCGGAAUGCAGCUGCUCGGCCAGUUGUCGCUCGCAAGUCAGGGUCGAUAUCACUAUCUCUUAUAGUCGGAAUAGGCUCAAUGGUCGUCGGAUAUACCCUCGUGCAGAAUCAGAAAAUAAAGGAGCGAUUCACUCUUCAUGCCGACUCUGACUCUGGUGCUUUGGAUCUCCGAGACGAUCCAAAUUCCAAAACUGCUUUUAGAGUCGAUCCCGAUACGAAUAUCCAGUUCCCAUUAGACUUAUCCCCCACGAUCUCCACGCCAUCUCCGAUAUUAUCAUUAGUAGGACUGGGAGUGAGGAAAGUCUCUUUCCUUCGAGUUAAAGUGUACAGCGCAGGGUUCUAUUUGGACGAAGUGGCUAUCAAAGACUUGCAUAAUGUGGAAGGAUGGCAUAAUUUCACCGCUCAACAUUUGCUCACUCCUCCUACAAAAGUCCCCUCAGCCUCAGAUCCACUGAACGCACCUCAGUUAUCGGGAGAAGAAUUGAUGAAGAACCUAUUUGAUCGACCGGUAGCUGUCGCUGUCAGGAUAGUGCCAAAUCGAAAUACCGACUUUGGACAUCUUCGAGAUGCCUUCACACGAGCAUUACAAGCCCGUCAAAAGCUAGCCAGAGCUAAAGGAGAACUGACAAAUGCUGACGAGCAGCGUAUAACCCAAUCGAUCCAAACUCUCAAAUCAUUCUUCCCUGCUCAAACUGUUCAAAAAGGCAAACAGGUCGUCUUACUUCGUCCGAGACAAGGUGGUCUGAUAGUCGAAUUUGAGGGAAAGGUGUUAGGACAACUGAACGAUCCUUGGAUAGGCAAACAAUUGAUGUUGACCUAUUUCGCAGACAGGGAAGUCGUAUCUGAAAAGCUCAAAGAGGAUGUAGCCAAAGGUUUGGAGGGAUUUAUGAAGAAGUAA
Kwoniella botswanensis is the source of this 936-nucleotide messenger RNA. RefSeq lists its product as uncharacterized. The record is from RefSeq and is a predicted model, not a curated record. The transcript has 8 exons. Lineage: Eukaryota; Fungi; Basidiomycota; Tremellomycetes; Tremellales; Cryptococcaceae. Gene Ontology annotation, molecular function: intramolecular lyase activity. The coding region runs from base 1 to 936 and encodes 311 amino acids.